GUGGUGAAAUGGGGGAGGAGAUUCACUGAAGUGCUGUUUCACAUUCCUGUGUUGGGCUUCACAGGGUUUUUGCCAGUUUUGACAAGAGGAAGUAUCUUAAUCAGAACUGUAAUGGACAUCAUUGAACCAAUCCUAGCCAUAGCAGAGAAGCUGUAUGGCCUGUGUGAGGAGGUGAAGGCCAACAAGAAGCGCUGCCAGCGUCUAGCUCACCGUGUGUCCACUUUGACGGAGCUAGUAAAAGCUGUGAAGGUUCAAGGCUUUGGCAAGGAGCCUAAGCAGGUAGAAAGAGGGCUUUAUGAACUUAAACAGACCCUGGAAUUAGCAGAGAACAUUGUGAGGAAAUACACUACCAUCAACUAUCUGAAACGCAUCACAAAAGCAUUUCACUUUGGUGAGGAGUUCAUCUCACUAAAUGAAAGACUGAACGAUGCUGCUCAGUUACUUUCUCUAGUGCUUCAGGUUGAGCAUAGGGACAGCAUAGUCAAAGUGUUUCAAGAGGCAACCAGGCUACGGGAAGAUGAAGAGGACAGGCAGAGCGACUGUCUGGAGCUUCGCAGUUUGCUCCAGUCUCUAGUCCAGGACACUAGAGGAACAAACACGAUGGUUGAUGCUGUACAAAGGACAGUUGAACAAACGCACAGGGAUGUGCAGGAUAUUAAAGAUAUCUUGGAAUCAUUGGGAAAACCCAGUGUGUAUCUACAGGACAUUAGAGAGAUUAAACCAGAAGAACUGACCUAUGACUUCCCUGUUAAGCCCAUUAUGACAUCUAGCCAUUCUGAGCUAUACAAAGGAACAUACAACAAGUUCACUGUGGCUAUCAAGAGAUACACAUGUCUUUUGAGGACCCACCCCAGAGAGUUGAGGAGUAUUUUUAACAAGGAAGUAGAGACCAUGAAGCGCUUUGAGUCACCUAAUAUCUUAAGAAUGUUCGGGAUCUGUGUCCAGGAUGAGAAUGAGCAAAAUCCAAGCUACCUGAUAGUCAUGGAAUACUGUGAGAAGGGAAGUCUUAGACAAGUAUUGGACAGUAACUGCAAUCUGCCCUGGGAUAGAAAGACUCAAAUGUGUCUAGAUGCAGCACAGGGACUCUACAGAUUACAUCAGUCAGAGGAGAAGUUUAAAGUACAUGGUUCCAUAAAAAGCAGCAGUUUCCUAGUGGCUGCUGGUUACAGAGUGAAGUUGGGAGGUUUUGAGUUGGCACAAACAGAAACUUCUCUUCAGAAGAAUAAACACAAAAAUAGCAGCUCCUUCUAUUAUAGCUCUCCACAACAGCUUAAGAGUGUCAACCAUCCCUAUGACAAGGCGUGUGAGAUCUACAGUUUUGGCAUUGUCUUGUGGGAAAUUGCUACCCGACAGGUUCCGUUUAAAGACUGCUCAAAGCACAUGCAGAUCUACCAAAAGGUUUUUGAAGAAAGGUUUAUCGAGCCACUUCCCUCAGACUGUCCCAGACAGCUAGAAGUGCUUAUAAAUGCCUGCCGAUCCUUUGAGCCCUUUGAAAGACCAACAGCAGGAGUGUUGGUGGAUAAGCUCUGCAAACUGGUGGAAGAGGAGUGACGACAAGAGAAAACCUUUGUAUCUCUGUCAAAGUGUGAAUAUCAGAUGAGGAUGUGGAUGCAAUAGCUUAUACUGUACAUCUGCCUAGCCAAAGCAUGUGUAUUUGGCAAAUAUAUUUCUGCAUUUCCUGGCUGGACACAUGAGUAUUAAUUCACUUCAGGCAAUUUUUUAAAUUAUUUUUUCAAAUGGAGGAACUUCACAGUUACUUGGUUUAUUCUCUCCCCUACAAAAUAUGAUCAACAAAAAAACAAGCUGACACAAAAAUGACAUUAUGUACUCACAAUGUUUUUUAUUCGCCAUAUAAUUAAAGUGAAUAAGGGAUGUCAAGCUCCCCCAAAAAAUAUAAUAAAAAAUACAAUAAUAAUAAAAAAAUAUAAAACCAAGUAAUUGAUAUGACUGUAUAUUCCAAGUCCACUAAUCACUUUGUGCAAUUAACAGACAAGUCUUUUUUUACUGUAAAAUUCCCACUAAUUUACCUAAUUUGGUAUCUCUUUAUUUCUUUUGUUGCUUAUAAUCUGUAAUGUUUCUAUUAGUGAAAUGGCUUCAGUUAAUAAUGAUACAUUUGCCUAUAUGUAGCUGGUAUUGUUACUACCACUGCUGUUUCUUAUACUAACUGCACAUCAGUGUACAGCAGUAAUUCUCAUGCAUUACCAUGUCAUUUACAUUUAUGCAUUUGGUCUGUAAAUUUAUCCAAAUGUUAGGAUAUAAUUCUUUUUUCAUGCACCUUCAGAACAAGAAUAUAAACUAAUUAUGAUUUAAAAUGAGUGUUUUCACCUAUGCUUGUUUUGCAGGGAGGCCACAAGUUCUUUCAAAAAUUGUAUUAGGCUAUUUUAAAAUAUAUUAUUGUUUUUUUAUUGUUUAACAAAUUUAUUGUUAUUUUUAAAUCAUGUUUUAUAGAUAAAUUGUUAAUUUUACUGCAAAGAGCAUUUGUGAAUGCUUGCCUCAUUUCAUAAAUAAAAAUGUUUGGUGUAGGCCUAAUGUAAAAAUAUUAAUGAGAGUUUAUUAUAAAACACAGACUCUUUACUAAUUUCUUAGAUGUCCGUUGGUUUAUUACAUUUUAGAACCUCUGGAUUUUGAUUAGACCUUAAUCAAGACGUGAAUAAAUUAAGGUUAUUAGCAUUGAUUUACCUUGGAGCAAAUCUAGGUGUCCUUGCUGAUGUUAUAAAUGUUCAUUUGGGAAUGAGGGCUAACACAGUAUAAUCCAAAGCAUGCUCUUCUCGAGAUUUAAAGAUUUUUUAAAAGAAAGAAAAAUAGUGCUGUGAUGGACUGGCGACCUGUCCAGGGUGACCCCGCCUUUCGCCCAAUGUUAGCUGGGAUAGGCUCCAGCCCCCCGCGACCCUGUACACAGGAUAAGCGGUUGACGAUGGAUGGAUGGAUGGAAAAAAUAGUGUGUAUCCUCUCUAUGUACCUCAUGUUAGAAACAAGAACGAAUGCAUGGUCAAUUUAACCUGAUAUGUUACAUACUGUACAUACAUUUCACAAAGGCUACCUUAAAAAAAAUACAAACUAUCAACAUCUGUUUAUAUAUUCAUACAAGUAGUGUUGCAGAGUAUUUUUCAAGGAAGAAAAUUAGCUCAAAACCUAAAACCUGAU
Messenger RNA from Xyrauchen texanus (razorback sucker), 3144 nucleotides. RefSeq names its product mixed lineage kinase domain-like protein. Bases 112 to 1551 code for a protein of 479 amino acids. Gene Ontology annotation, biological process: protein phosphorylation; cell surface receptor signaling pathway. The transcript is spliced from 11 exons. The record is from RefSeq and is a predicted model, not a curated record. Lineage: Eukaryota; Metazoa; Chordata; Actinopteri; Cypriniformes; Catostomidae. Gene Ontology annotation, molecular function: protein kinase activity; ATP binding.